AUGCCUUACAAAACAUGCGUAUUAGCGAAGACAAGGAAUUUUUGAUUCUACAAAGUCAAAAAGGUCGGCCUGGUAGCAUGGCCGGUGCUGACAUGGUAUUGUAUCGGCGACAAAACAGAGCAGAUCACCGCAUUGAGAAAGAAAUGUCUAGGAAAAGGAAACAUCAACAAAUGUCGGAAGUGAAUCUCGAACUCAACGAACUCGACGAUUUUGGUAUGGACUAUGAAGAAGAUAUUGGUGACAGUGAGCCUGAAGUAGCGGAAACCAAUGUGAAAAAAAAUACAAAACACACUGCUUCAACUUGUACUAACAGGGGAAGAAAACAUUUUAUCACACCGCGAUUGCUUUCAGCACUUGAUAGCGCCAAAGUAAGCGAUGGAAAGGCGAUGCACAUUCUGAUGGCGACUGCAGAAGCAUUGGGCCAUUGCACUAGCGACUUGGUAGUCAAUCGUUCUACUCUCCAUAGACUGAGGGAAGAGCAUCGCAGAAAAGAAUCACAGAGGAUUCAAGAGAGUUUUAUUGACAAACUAAGUGAUACACAAGCAAUGGUCGUCCACUGGGAUGGUAAAGUAUUGCCAGAUCUAAUUGGAAAAAUAAAAGUUGAGCGAAUUGCAGUGCUUGUUAGUUAUAAUGGCGAAUCCAAAUUUCUAGGCGCUCCAAAACUUAUAUCUGCCACUGAUCGCGUAGAAGGCAUGUCUUUUGACACCACGUCCACUAAUACUGGUCCAAUAAAUGGAGCAUGCGCUCAAUUGCAACGCAUGUUAGGAAGAAAUUUGUUGACGUUACCAUGCCGUCACCACAUUCUAGAAAUAUACUUGCGUAGUGUAUUCGACCUGCAUUUCAAAGUGACUCAAGCACCAGAAGUCUCAAUUUUCGAGAGAUUUGCCAAAGCCUGGCCAAAUAUUGACACUUCAUCAUUUAAGAGUGGGCUCGACUGUGGAGAUAUAAAAUCUCAUAUAAGUGAUGGCAUCUGCAAUGACAUCAAACAAUUUUGUCAUUCACAAUUACAAAAAACGUUUGUUCGUGCUGACCACGAAGAAUUUUUACGUCUAGUACUUACAUUUCUUGGUGACAAUGGUGGUAAAUUUAAAACUCCCGGAGUUACAAGUCAUGCACGUUGGAUGUCAAAGGGAAUAUAUUCCUUGAAAAUAUUUCUGUUUCGUGAUCAAUUUCACUUGAGUAAAGCUGAAUUAAAAGGUUUAAGUUAA
Molecule: messenger RNA, 1208 nt
Organism: Zeugodacus cucurbitae (melon fly)
Lineage: Eukaryota; Metazoa; Arthropoda; Insecta; Diptera; Tephritidae
Exons: 4
Coding region: 15-1208 (397 amino acids)
Source: RefSeq, a predicted model, not a curated record